This is a messenger RNA of Pelagomonas calceolata, 1824 nucleotides long. NCBI's taxonomy places the organism in Eukaryota, Pelagophyceae, Pelagomonadales, Pelagomonadaceae. The record is from the annotation of a GenBank genome assembly.
CGCCGCCGCGCGCGCUUAGAGCACCUGUUGCGCACUGCUUGCCUUAGACGUCGCGUGCGCAUCGCCGAGACUGUUCUCGCAGCCGGGACGGCAGCCAGCAAGAAUCGCUGAGGCCUGAGCCAAGCCAGAGGCCAGCCUCUCGCUGAGCCAAUUACAAAUCGCGCCGCGACGCCAUCGCGCCGUGAAAACAGGACCAUGGGCAAGCGCCGCAACGAGGACGCCCAGAUCUCCAAGGCCGAGUACGCGCGACGGGAAGCCAAGCCUACGCAAGGCGGCGGCGCCUUCCCGAGGGCCGACGCGGCCACGCUAGCCCAACGGCGCCUCGUGUCCCCCUUCUCGUCGCGAGACUCGAGACCGCUGGCGCGCGAGGCCUACUCCACCAGGAUCGCGUCGCUGAACAAGUCCUUCAGUACGUUCGCGGAGACCGCCCUCACUUCCUCACCGAAAGAAGCGAUCGUCGAUGCCGCGAGAGAUUACGUCAGGUACGCGGAACAGCUCGAAGCGCGGUUCCUGCCGAAGCGGACUGAAGUAUUAUCCUUCGGGAGCGGCGACUGCGGGCAACUCGCGCAUUCCUCAACCUUGGAAGAUGAAAAUGAUACAGUUGUGGCCAAGCCUAGGGUCGUGAAAGCUCUGACGAACAAGGUCGUGGCCCAGUUAUCUUGCGGUGGGUUACAUAACGUGGCGGUGACUUUGGAUGGUGUAUGUUUCACGUGGGGCUGUAAUGAUGAGGGCUCCCUAGGGAGAGAGGGCGACGAGUCCUUACUGUACAUGCCGGGCGCCGUAUCUCUACCGGAGAAGGUCACGUGCGUCGCGGCCGGCGGGUCCCAAACUUUUGCGGUAACUUUAUCAGGUAAGGUCUACGGCUGGGGCUGCUACAAGGACAAGGAGGGGAAGCAGUGGUUCGACGCGCCCGGUAUGAUCGCGGCGUCCCGUCGUGUGGAGGCGCCUUCACGCCGUCGACGCGACUUGUGUCCAUCAGACGAGGUCGCAGAGUCGAGAGACCGCGAUGCUCCGCGCAGGCACCCUCGCGCCGAAGCGCAAGCAGACCACACCCUUACUGAUACCUUCCUUAAAAAACAUAACAAAUGUCGCGACCGGGGCCGCGUUCAAUGCUGCGCUCACGGCCAACGGCGACUGCCUCACGUGGGGGCUCGGCGAAGUCGGCCAGCUUGGUAGAAGUGUGAGGGACGUCAAGGUCAAUGAUGAAUAUGAUUUGGAUUCACUAAGGAACGACCACCUGACGCCGCGAAAAGUGGACUUUGGUGAAAAGGUCAAGGUUUUGGGGUGUGGUGCCUAUCAUUUGUUGGCAGCGACGGAACUAGGGUUACUUUCUUGUGGAUUGAACAACUACGGGCAGCUCGGAGACGGUUCGACCACAGACAGAACGAGACCUGUAUUAGUGAAAGGUUUGGAAGAUAGAGCCAUCGCCGAACUGUGCGGCGGCGAGCAUCAUACUUUGUGUUUGCUCGGUGACGGCACGGUGAAAGCCUGGGGCCGCGCGGACUACGGCCAGCUCGGUGCUGGGCGCUCAGAAGCCGAGAAGGCCGGUUCAUUGAGGGAAACGCCUGGUGACGUGCCUGGACUGAAAGAUGUCAAAUCAAUAGCCUGCGGCGACCACCACAACCUGGCUUUGGACGCUGAGGGUAGUGUCAAGGCCUGGGGUUAUGGAGAUAUGAACGCACUAGGAUUGGGAAGGGCCCGGGACGAGUUCGCGCCGAAACUCCUCGAGUUCGGCGUGCCGUGUACCAUUACGCAGGUCGCGGGCGGCGGCCAGCACAGCAUGGUCGUGGCCGCGGUCGCGGACUAGUAUUAGACUAACAUAAC